AUGGCUUCCACCAGCGGCCAGCUCCUCUGCCUCCCCGCCGCCGCCGCUGUCGUCCUCCUCUUCAUCUCCUCCGCGCCGCUCGUCGCCCUCGCCUCAGAGCCCCUCAACCCCGAAGUGCAGGCGCUGAUCGCCAUCAGGCAGGGGCUGGUCGACCCGCACGGCGUGCUCAGGAGCUGGGACCAGGACUCCGUCGACCCCUGCAGCUGGGCCAUGAUCACCUGCUCCGCACAGAACCUCGUCAUCGGCCUGGGAGUGCCGAGCCAGGGCUUGUCGGGGACUCUGUCCGGGAGGAUCGCCAACCUCACCCAUCUCGAGCAAGUGCUUCUGCAGAACAACAACAUCACGGGGCGGCUGCCGCCGGAGCUGGGCGCGCUGCCGCGGCUGCAGACGCUGGACCUCUCCAACAACCGCUUCUCCGGCCGCGUGCCCGACACGCUUGGCCGCAUCACCACCCUCCGAUACCUGAGGCUAAACAACAACAGCUUGUCCGGUCCGUUCCCCGCGUCGCUGGCCAAGAUCCCGCAGCUCUCCUUCCUGGACUUGUCCUACAACAACCUCACUGGACCCGUUCCGCUCUUCCCGACAAGGACUUUCAACAUCGUGGGCAACCCGAUGAUAUGCGGGAGCAACGCCGGCGCAGGGGAGUGCGCCGCCGCGCUGCCGCCGGCCACCGUCCCCUUCCCGCUGGAUUCCACUCCGGGUGGCAGCAGGACGACAGGGGCGGCAGCGGCGGGCAGGUCAAAGGCUGGCGCUGCGCGGCUGCCCAUCGGCGUCGGGACAAGCCUGGGCGCCUCCUCCCUUGUGCUCUUCGCCGUGUCCUGCUUCCUCUGGCGCCGAAAGCGCCGGCACACGGGGGGUCCCUCCUCCGUUCUCGGCAUCCACGAGCGUGGCGGCUACGACCUGGAGGACGGCGGCGGCGGGGGCGGCGUGGUGGCGCGGCUGGGGAACGUGCGCCAGUUCGGGCUGCGUGAGCUGCAGGCGGCCACGGACGGGUUCAGCGCCAAGAACAUCCUGGGCAAAGGCGGGUUCGGCAACGUGUACCGCGGCCGCCUCCCCGACGGCACCACGGUGGCCGUGAAGCGUCUCAAGGACCCCAGCGCGUCCGGCGAGGCCCAGUUCCGCACGGAGGUGGAGAUGAUCAGCCUCGCCGUGCACCGCCACCUGCUCCGCCUCGUCGGCUUCUGCGCCGCCUCCGGCGAGCGCCUCCUCGUCUACCCUUACAUGCCCAACGGCAGCGUCGCGUCGCGGCUGCGAGGGAAGCCGGCGCUGGACUGGGCGACGCGGAAGCGGAUCGCGGUGGGCGCCGCGCGGGGGCUGCUGUACCUGCACGAGCAGUGCGACCCGAAGAUCAUCCACCGGGACGUGAAGGCCGCCAACGUGCUGCUGGACGAGCACCACGAGGCCGUCGUCGGGGACUUCGGGCUGGCCAAGCUGCUGGACCACGGCGACUCGCACGUCACCACGGCGGUGCGCGGCACCGUCGGGCACAUCGCGCCCGAGUACCUCUCCACGGGGCAGUCGUCGGAGAAGACGGACGUGUUCGGCUUCGGGAUCCUGCUGCUGGAGCUCGUCACGGGCCAGCGCGCGCUCGAGCUCGGCAAGGCCUCCGGCGCGCUGCACAGCCAGAAGGGCGUCGUCAUGCUGGAUUGGGUGAGGAAGGUGCACCAAGAGAAGAUGCUUGACCUGCUGGUGGACCACGACCUGGGCCCGCACUACGACAGGAUCGAGGUGGCCGAGGUGGUGCAAGUGGCGCUCCUCUGCACGCAGUUCCAGCCGUCGCACCGGCCCAAGAUGUCCGAGGUGGUCCGGAUGCUGGAGGGCGACGGCCUCGCCGAGAAAUGGGAGGCCACGAACCGGCCGGCCGCGGGGACGGGGCCGCCGUGCCACGUCGACGCGCUCGGCUACGACCACCGCAACGACUCCAACGGCUCCGUGUUCUUCAACGACUUCCACGACAACGAGAGCAGCCUCAGCAGCGACGAAGCAAGGUCCAUCGACAUGGUGGAGGAGAUGGAGCUGUCAGGACCAAGGUAGCAGCAAGCAGCCCAGCCCUUGCCGGACGGGAAGAACCACUUCCUUGAUAAUGAUAGCAUCAGAACCAAAAUUCAGAGGACCGGAGUAGUGCUUGUUAAAAAUUACAGGUAGGGAGAGAGGAUUGUGUUAGAUUUGUUGCGAGUCCGUCUGGAAUUAAAGGUAUUGCUAGGUGCUUUAGGGGUUUAGAGUUCAGACCACAGCUGUGUAGUUUCUGAUGGAGCCGUCCUUUUCCCUUGAAAAAAAGAUGUAAAGAAAAAGGGGUGGCUUCUCUUUUGCUUCUUUUCACAGGCUUCUUUUUCUUUUGCUGCUGCUGCUGUAGCCAGUUCUCCCUGCUGAUCCAGUGACACAAGCACAUGCAGCAUUGGCAUUGCAGUCCUUUGGUAUUCCGGUCCACUGAUCUAGGGCAACCUUUUAAAGCUAGCGCAAGCAUGUAUGUAGGGGAUGUGUUGCAAGUAGCGAGGCAUGCAGUCAUUUUGACUGCUUUUGUGACCUGUAAAGGUGACGAGCUGCUCGAUUUCCCUUUGGUGACUUUGUAAAAGACUGAUGAAACAAGGAUGGCUGCAGUACGGAUCAAAA
Sorghum bicolor (sorghum) is the source of this 2610-nucleotide messenger RNA. RefSeq names its product probable LRR receptor-like serine/threonine-protein kinase At2g23950. NCBI's taxonomy places the organism in Eukaryota, Viridiplantae, Streptophyta, Magnoliopsida, Poales, Poaceae. The record is from RefSeq and is a predicted model, not a curated record. The coding region runs from base 1 to 2034 and encodes 677 amino acids. Gene Ontology annotation, molecular function: protein kinase activity; protein binding; ATP binding. Gene Ontology annotation, biological process: protein phosphorylation. The transcript has 11 exons.